GGAGUGAAUGGGCCGCGCACAGCCAGCCGUAGUACCCGGAUGCGGAAGAACACGAUGUUUGCCGAUUCGGAACACAUGUGAUGUAAGAAGGGGUUCGGGAGACUCAUGUAUGGUGUGAUCAUUACUAUAAUACGCCUGUCCCCUCUAUGUCUAUUACUAGUUAUGGUUAUUGCCUAGUGGUGGUGCUAGCAGGGCCAUGAUACCCAGCAGACACUGCUUGGGGAGAGCUUAUUGAUGUAAGUGCAUUCUUCAUCAUCUUCACAUUAUCACAUAUAAUGCAGGCAGUGACCUUGCCAGUGCCAUUUAUUCAGGGUUUUUUUUUUUUGUUUUUUUUUAAUCACCACAUUGUUUUUUUGUUUUGCUGAAUAGGACAUGUAAUUUAAUAAUAGUAGAUUUGCAACGUUUUGGGCAAUAACAAUUAUUAGUUUUAUUAUUAUUAUUCCCAGUAAUGUACAGUAAGGAGACAACAAUGCUCUACAUAGCACUUAUGGCUACAGGCAUUACUGGUAUAUGCGGGCAUCAUUAUAAGAUCGUUUUUUGCAGUUAGGAAAUGCAUUAGAAUAACAAGGUUUGACGUUAAAUUGUGAUCUGUAGAGAAUGCUAAAUUGAUUCGAAGUAAACUUCAAAUUGUAGACCAAUAUGGCCAGACUGAAAAAAAGAUGCCCCAAAGAGUUUUUUUUUACAACCUCACACUUGUGAAAUAACUCUCGUCAUUUUUUCUCUCCAACCUAUGUUCAGGUGGUGAGAUAUUGGCCACAAAAGCAAGCCAAAAAAUGAUUGUCUAUAAUUUGGAAAUACUUAAAUUUUAGGGAUUUGAGUUGUGGUGUGGCAAUGGGUCGGGUUAUUUUGAGAAAUCUUAGGUGACUUAUAACAAUUUCUGCAACUAAAAUGUAAUUUUAAAGAAGAACAAUGUAUCUUAUUUACACAGUCUGAAUUCUAAACACAUUUAUUAUAGGUUAAAGACACAUUACUGUGACUUUUAUAGCUGUGGAGCUCUAUUAUACAUUUAGACACACCAACAGUAAAGAGCACCUAAAAAAUAAUUACAUUAUCUCGGUCUAUGAGAUACAGCUCUCAUUCAGUGUUUUUCUCUGGCUCUGCCUCUUCUUCCCCAAAUCCCUCUCUGUUGGUGUUCCCCAAGGGUCUAUCCUUGGUCUCCUAGUGUUCUUAAUCUACACUGCCUCCCUUGGUAAACUCAUCAGCUCCUUUGGCUUCCGGUAUCAUUUCUAUGCGGAUGGCACACAAAUUUAUCUGCCCUCCCCUGAAUUCUCACCACCCCUCUUGACUUGUGUCUCUGCUAUUUCCAACUAGAUGGCUGCUUAUUUCCUUAAACUGAACCUGCCUAAAACGGAACUUCUGGUAUUCCCUCCCUCAAGUGUUACUACUCCCUUGUCUGUGUCCCUCUAGGUCAAUGGCGCUACCAUCCUCUCUACCUCCAAGGCACGCUGCCUGGUUGUUCUUUUUGACUCUGACCUCUCCUUCAGCCUGGAUGUCCAAUCAAUCACCAAAUCCUGCCACUUCCAUCUCAAAAACAUUUUGCGCAUCCGACCCUAUUUAACACCUGAUACAGCAAAGGUGCUUGUCCAUGCUGCUGUCCUCUCUCGCUUUGACUACUGUAAUCAGCUUCUCAGUGGUCUUACGUGUUCACAACUUGCCCCGUUACAGUCUAUAAUGAAUGCAGCAGUGAGGCUCGUCUUCCUGUCCGCUCGCAUCUUCCACACCUCCCCCCUUUUUCAGUCCCUCCAUUGGCUUCCUGUAAGAUAUAGGGCUCACUUUAAGAUCCUGACACUUGCUUACAAAUCUCUACACAAUGCUGCUCCCACCUACUUAUCCUCACUAAUACACAAAUACGUCCCGUCUAGGCCCCUACGCUCUUCUGGAGACCUACAUCUAACCUCUGUUCAUACUCCUACCUCUGAUGCUCACCUUAAAGACUUUUCUAGGGCUGCACCGUUCCUAUGGAAUGCCCUCCCCUCUCUGUUAGACUCUCACCCAAUCUCCACUCCUUCAAAAAAUCUUACCAAUUGAACUGUGAACAGCUUUCCCUCCCUGCACCCUGAUUCCUCUCCUGAAACUGUCAUAAAAACAAAACACUAAACCCUCAGUGAAUACCAUCCUAGCAACCUACCUUUCUAACCUACCUUUACCUUCUGUGUCACUAUACCCCAAUCCCUCUAGCAUGUAAGCUCAGUCCCUCUAUUCCUGUGCGUCAAACCUUUCUGGUUACAAAUACGUGUCUGUUCGUCCACCCAUUGUACAGCACUAUGGAACUUGUUCCCGCUUUAUAAAUAAUUAGGAUAGAAAAGAGGGGCAGAGAGAUUCGGGCCCAAAAUAGGGACUAAGAAAUUGAGAAUGGCAGGUUUCUAGCACUUGUAGUAAAUGAAGAAGGCAGCUCAAACAACCCAAACUGGAGUCUCUUCUUUCCAAUCACGGAUACAGUGUAUACAAGAUGGGGUGGGGUAUGACUGCCAUGCCGGGCAGACUUGUGGGAAAGUGGGAAACACAGCGACCUAACCAAGAUGGCGGAUGCCAUGUGCGCAGCACAACCCAGACCUCGCAAGCAACCACACUUGAUAGAAUCUUUGCGAACUUCUGGGCAAAAUUAAAAUAGGGACUACAAGCACCCUCCUUCCAGAAGCCGGACUGUAACUCCCCACACGAGUGGCCCCCGAGCACUCAGCUCCCUACAACGGCAAGGGCUGUAGGCCAGUGGCAUCUCAACCAACACCCCCCUGCUAUUGUUAUAUCCAUUGUGUUGCUAGCCUAGUUCUUUUCAACAUAUAUUGUAAAAAUUAUGCUGCUCUCUUUCCUCAUGCGAAUUUAUCAACCUAACUUCCACACUCGUCGUAAUGGUUACGUAACAUAUCCCAAAGAAAUGAACACUUAACUUGCUCACUAGCUCACAACAGACACAUAUUACACAGCAAACUAUACUCUUGUCUAUACUGUUUUAACCUUAUAUAUUACUAAAAUGUGCAGUCUACUCAAAAUGCUGACCAACUAUUAUGUUAUAUAUGUUAUGUUUAAUACCGUACUUGUUGGAGCAUUGCAAAACCAGCUAUAUUGCUUUCUUGCACGACUAAAAUAAAGAAUUGAAAAGAAAAAAAAAAUGUAAAUAAGGAGAAUGGAAGUAGUGCCCUGGAAAAUCCUCCCAAUAUAAAGCUUUGGCAAUAGGUUAAACGUGUUUGUGAUAUAGCCUGUGGCCUUUGUCUCCCUGACCCUUCUGAGUCUGUGUUAAUUUCACAAGGAAGUACAGUGUGUGUAACUGCACUUCCUCACUACCCAGCCUACUUUGAAAAUGUUACGGGAAUCAGAAUAAAUUUUACGAGAGCUGUUAUACAGUUGUUUAUCUGCCCAUAUUUAUCUUUAGCGUAAUUUUAUUUGUCGUUCUUGGUUUUAUAACAAUUUGACCUGGAGCCAGCAUUACCUUCUUUGUUAGGUGUUACACUGGAUGGAUGUGGUAUGUGUUUAGUUACUAGAGUGAGAGAAGUGAGCAGAGGCAAUGUUGAGUGGGUUUAAAAAGUGUAGAAGUUAACUAAAAUGGUAAGCUUUCCUAAAGAGAUGCAAUUUUAGUGAUAGUUUUUAAAGAACUGGAGGCCAGGAGACAGAACAGGGUAGAGCACCCAAUAGAUGAGGUAAAGUAUUGUAGACAAUAAAUAGAAGAGGUGGAUCGAACAGAGGACAAGAAAAGGUGUAUGUGUAUAUAUAACAUUUUUAUUUUUUUUUAAAUCUGUUUUGUUUGAUUUUAGUACUUUUUAUAAGUUGUCAUCAAUGAAAGUAGUGAAUCUUUAUUUCUGUACCUGCCUGUUUCCUCUGACGUUUGGACAUCACCUUCCUUGGUGGGGAAUAUACCACCUACGCUCUUUGGAUUGAGGAAAACCAUUAUUUUGCUCUGCACCACUGAGUACAUUUCCAAAUAUUAUUAUAAUAUCUCUCUCCCUCUCACUCUCUAAGUGUGGGGAUUAUACCACUGCAUGCUUUUCACUAGGAGCCGCCACAAGAGUUCAAACAAGUUAAAGUGAGUGUACACCUAUAUAAAUACUCGCCCUAUUUAGUACACCAAAUCUACUACAAUAUAUUAGGGACCACACCCAUCUAGUUCAAGAAACAUACCACUUAUCCACAGGCGGGUAUUAUACCACUUAGGCGCACAGAAUUGGAGCCAAUUGUUAGCUCCGUAAAUUGCAAGUGCAUUUCCUUUUGCUUCCUCCAAUCAAUAUCUGACAUACUACACUAUAUUCAAUUUUUUUUCUACUCCUUUGUUGCAUAUUGUCCUGUAUCUGAGGAUUAAUGCUACCUCUCUCUUGUAUACAUUUUAUCCAAAAUAGGGACACUUUGGAGAUUCUGGUAAAGAUGCAUUCAGGAGUUAAUACAGAUGACACUAUAGUUUUAUUACCUUUUGUAAGAAAUUUUCUAUUGUGAUGUUUCCCUUUGAUAUGGUAAAUUGUGAUUUCAGAGCAGUGACAUUCAUAUAUUCUUACAAUGCUUUAUUUAUUUAUUUUUUCCCUCCAAUAGAAUGCUUGUAGGGGUGUGUGUUCGUCACUUGGCCCAAUCUACACCUGUGCACUGUGGAGCGAUGAUCUCUUUCAAUUCAAUCCUUAGACGUUCCCCUUCUCAUAUAAAAUGGUUUACGCACAGUAAAGGUGUCUCUACAUCCCCCAAGUUACAAAGUACUCAGAAGUCAAGUUCACCUCGACCUCCUGUGUCCCUACGUACAAGGCUUGGAGUGACUGGUAUUCUAGGUGGAGGUGCUUUGGGAGUGUGGUAUUAUCUGCGAUGGGAGAAGCAGAAACAGCAGAAGAUAAAGCGCAUACAGCAACUUCAAACUUUGGCCGUGGGCCUAGGUGAUUUCCGUCUGAUAAACCAUAUGGGUCAGCCCUGCUGUAAACAGGACCUGAGGGGGAAAUGGGUCCUCAUGUAUUUUGGAUUUACGCACUGUCCAGACAUCUGUCCAGAUGAGCUUGAAAAAAUGAGCUCUGCUGUGUCCCUGCUCGAUAAAGACCCCACAGUGCCACCUGUCUUGCCUGUCUUUAUCACAGUUGAUCCAGAGCGUGACAAUGUGCCAGCUCUAGCAAAGUAUGUGAGCGAAUUUCAUCCGCGUCUACUUGGUCUUACAGGGACCCCUGAACAGGUGAAGGAGGUUGCAAAAGCAUAUCGUGUAUAUUACAGUGCUGGCCAACCUGAUGAGGACAAUGACUACAUUAUAGAUCAUACAAUUAUAAUUUAUCUUCUUAACCCAGAUGGACUUUUCACUGAUUACUACAACCGUGGCAAAACAGACCAAGAGAUAGCAGAUAGUGUGAAGCGACACAUGCAAACAUACACAUCUGUAUUCAGCUGAGGACAGUUGUCAAGCUAAUAAUUUAGCACUCCUCUUGAAACAACCACCAGGUUUGGUACUAGUUAAAGUAUGAUAUACUAAAGGCUCAGGUAAAACUGUCCUAAUUUGAGAUUUGAAGUGUACCUUUCAUUGGCAAAUUAAAUCAUUUAGUAUUCUGUUUUACACUGGUGUGUGCUCUUUUUAGGACAAGGUUUAAAAAAAUAAAUAAAAAGUAAAUUACAAAGUAGUGAAAGUUGUACUAACAAGAACAAGGGUCUGCUGCCUGCAAUACUAGAACUUGGUGAUUUCUUCCAUUAUUGUGCAUUAAUAGGAAAAUUCCUUAUCCUAAUACUUUACUGUUUCCGAAGAGGUUACUAGCACGGUGUACUGCAUAAAGCUAUUAUCUGUUAAAGGGUGUUCACCUUAAUCGCUACAAGUCAUUGUAGCUAUAAUGGAGCAAUGAGUAUUAGUUUACGGACCCAUCUUUCUCUGUAUACUCACUUUUCAGUGAUAUGACAAAAAACUCUUGUGAUCAUGCAAACCCUAGUCCCAAUGCAGCUGUGUAGGUCAUGUAGAAGAUUAACUUCUACAAAGCCAUCUAACUUUUUGUACAAUUAUAGGCUGUGAGCACUAGGUUCGGUUAGCUGUACAAUUGUGCUACAGUUAAACAAGGAAGCUAUGCUUGUCAAAUUACAUGUGGGAUAAGGGGUUAGGUUUGGUUGCCACUUGCAGAAGUUACCAUUGGCAUAACCUGGAUCUAAAUCAGGUCUAAACAAAUCCAAGGUUGCUGUGGAGAAUUUAAAGUGGAACCCUGGGGCUUUGUCUCCCUAACCCUUCUGAAUCUGUUUGUUAGGAUAUUAAACCUCCCCUGACUCACUGUCAUUUACACAAGGAAGUACAGUGUGUGUAACUGCACUUCCUCACUACCCAGCCUACUUUGAAAAUGUUACUGGAAUCAGAAUAAAUUUUACUAGAGCUGUUAUACAGUUGUUUAUCUGCUCAUAUUUAUCUUUAAUGUAAUUUUGUCGUUCUGGGUUUUAUAACAUUUUGACCUGGAGCCAGCAUUACCUUCUUUGUUAGGUAUUAAACUGGAUGGAUGCGAUAUGUGUUUAGUUACUAGAGUCAGAGGAGUGAGCAGAGGCAAUGUUGAGUGGGUUUAAAAAAGUGUAGAAGUUAACUAAGAUGGUAAGCUUUCCUAAAGAGAUGCAAUUUUAGUGAUAGUUUUUAAAGAACUGGAGGUCAGGAGAAAGAACAGGGUAGAGCACCCCAUAGAUGAGGUAAAGUCUUCUAGACAAUAAAUAGAAGAGGUGGAUCGAAGAGAGGACAAGAAAAGGUAAUUAGUGGAGUAAAGGGAAUGAGAAGGGGUUUAUUUGAGGAUUAGAUAUAGUGUGAUGAGGGUAGUGUUAAAGCAGAGGUGGGGAACCUUUGGCCCUCCAGAUGUUUUGGACUACAUCUCCCUUGAUGCUUUGCCAGCAUUAUGGGAGAUUUAGUCCAAAACAUCUGGAGGGUCAAAGGUUCCCCACCCUUGUGCGAAGGGACACUCCACUGCCUAAAUAUAAAAAAACUGUGUAGUAGAUAUACCUGUAAUUUGGGAUCAAUCGAUUAUCGGUCUGGCCAAUAUUAUGUAUUUUCAGCAAUAUCGGUAUCGGCCAAUAAAGAUGCCGAUAUUGCUGAUAAUGCAGACCAGGACCGCCAUCAGAGCCCUGGGGGGCCCAGCACACUUUUACUUACCUUCCCAGCAGCUCCCUUCAGCUCCCCUGUCUAAAUCUCGUGGCCGUCAAUGUUGCCACGGGUUACCAUGGCAAUGCUCUGCGCGGCACACAGGCCGCAAGAGUUAGACAGGGGAGCUGAAGGGAAGGAUAGUAAGAGUGUGCUGGGCCUCCUCUGCACUGUCCAUGGCACCGGACCACCAGGGAAUGCCAUAUUUCCCCCCUCUCC
This is a messenger RNA of Pelobates cultripes (western spadefoot toad), 7258 nucleotides long. The record is from the annotation of a GenBank genome assembly. NCBI's taxonomy places the organism in Eukaryota, Metazoa, Chordata, Amphibia, Anura, Pelobatidae.